Molecule: messenger RNA, 1169 nt
Organism: Sphaeroforma arctica JP610
Lineage: Eukaryota; Ichthyosporea; Ichthyophonida
Exons: 3
Source: RefSeq, a predicted model, not a curated record
ACCAGAGGAUUUUGACAUCCGCCCUCCAAAGCCCAGAUUCGCAACGUGCUAUCCAAGGCUCUCCAUUCCCGCACGCAGACCUCGCCAAUGAUGAUAGUGCUGAUGGAUUCCAGUCGUCCACCCUGGUCACGCAUAAGAGAAACAAGCGCAGGAAACAUAGCUUAUCACGAGAUGACACGAACAGUGGUGACCCUCACCGCACACCCGGCCCAGUCUCCGAUCAAUCGGAUGCCGCCAUUCUGCCGCUGAGCAGUCCCAUACACACGUACAGCGGAAGCCCAGAUCUGCACGUGCACACCCACCCACCCACACACACGCCUGCGCAUACGCGGACGCACGCGCAUACACACACGCCCACAGAAACACACAGGUACUCGCCAGCGAGAGAUAGCGAUGCAGAGAUAGAGCACAGCUCCCCUGUGCCGUCCCAUACGCAAUCGCAUGCCCACUCACACUCACACUCGCAUUCACAUUCGCAUUCGCAUAGACCUUUGUCGAAACCACACGCGCACACGUACGCGCAUACACGCGCACCGCCGCACGCAUAUGUGCGUGAGGAUGGACACGACCACGACCACGACCAUGACCACGAGCACACACACUCCAAUGCGAAUAGCGUAUCAAAUGGUCUCGGGAAGAGUGCCGGACGGAAAGCGGGAUCAUCUCCGAGUCCGCGAACGUUUGCGUACGAGACUGUACCAGAGACGGCGCAUGCAUCGCGGUAUCCGGCAUACACACAGCCGCCCGCACACUCGCGGCGACAGAGCCCACACGCACACCCAUACCCACACACGCACGACAAUCGCCGAACACACAGACACACACAUACUACACAUGCACACCACUUGCGAGCGCCUUAUACAUGCGCCCCUUCUCACAUGCCGUCGUAUUCGUACGGCCUCCCGUAUAUGCCAACCCGAACACACUCGCACCCGCGUACACACUCGGCACCUGCGCAUGAAGGACCUCAUGUACAAGGGGAAUACGUGUACCUGCCACACGCGGACGAUGUCUGCCGUUGUGAUUCGUUACCCCCAGAGCCCAGACAUACAGGACCACGAAUGCCCAAACUUCCACCGCCAGGCACCGCGACUGCUGUUUCUGACGAGGCCUUGGCCGAUAUGCUGAUGAGUUGGUAUCACGCGGGCUACAAUACAGGCAAAAUGCAG